CUCUUUAUUUGAUCAAAACUUUGGAUGGCAAUGCAGCCCAGCCCACAACUCAAUUGGACCAAAAACUUGUAAACGGGAGGAGAUGAUGCCGGAUAAGAUCAGUGCGUUUUUUUUUCUUUUUGUGGAACUUUGAUUGAUUUGAUAAUGUGAAGGAAAGUACGAGAAAGUGGUAACGAGGAGCAAAAACAAAUCGAAGAAGGAGAAAUGGGAAGUUCAUCGAAUGAUGAUUUCUCGGUGGUGGUGCUUGCUUCAGAUUUGGGUGUUGACGCGCGUCCUUUCUUAGCAAACCAAGACAGAGAAAUCGAAGACCAAGAUAACUGGCAUGACUGUUCUCAGGAUUUCUCUGAUGAAGAUUUCUCCGACCUCGAUGUCCUCCACUUCUUCCGCUUCCAGGGCUCUGAUAAAUCUGGUAAUCGCAUUAUCCGCAUCGUUGGAAAGUACUUUCCCGCUCCUGUUGUUAGUGGGGAGCGGCUGAAGAAAUAUAUAUUCCACAAGAUAUGUAGUGAGUUGCCUGAAGGUCCAUUCUGCAUAGUUUAUGUGCAUAGUACAGUGCAAAAGGAAGACAACUCCCCUGGUGUUACUAUCAUGAGGUGGAUUUAUGAAGAACUUCCUUCUGAGAUCAAGGAUAGGCUGCAAGUUGUCUACUUCAUACACCCUGGGCUUCGUUCAAGGCUUGUCUUUGCCACUCUUGGCCGACUUUUCUUAAGUGGAGGUUUAUACUGGAAGAUCAAGUAUGUAAACCGCCUACAGUACCUUUGGGAUGACAUAAAGAAAGGAGAGGUUGAGAUUCCUGAAUUUGUGCAAAACCAUGACAAGGUUCUCGAGCACCGACCCCUAACAGAUUAUGGCAUUGAACCAGAUCCUCUUCACUUAACAGAGGUACCUAGUGCAGCCUACUCAUUAGGUAGGUAUGAAGAGAGAUUGGCCUCAAGGGAAUUCAUGUCUUAGCUAUGAUAUUAAAUACACAGCUGAAAACCCACUGAAAAGGUUAGCAAGCUCUGCCUGUAAAAACAAGAAUUCGGAAUUGUACAUAAUAGUCUUUUAUCCUGUGCCUUAUUCACUGAGAAGUCACUGCAUUGUACUUUUAAAUUACAAAAAUUUGAUGUUGUAUGGUAGACAUUUAUAUAUGGAUGUAUUCUGUUUCAUCUCUGAU
Messenger RNA from Theobroma umbraticum, 1153 nucleotides. RefSeq names its product SEC14 cytosolic factor family protein / phosphoglyceride transfer family protein. The record is from RefSeq and is a predicted model, not a curated record. NCBI's taxonomy places the organism in Eukaryota, Viridiplantae, Streptophyta, Magnoliopsida, Malvales, Malvaceae.